This is a messenger RNA of Porites lobata, 6006 nucleotides long. Lineage: Eukaryota; Metazoa; Cnidaria; Anthozoa; Scleractinia; Poritidae. The record is from the annotation of a GenBank genome assembly.
UAUCCGUUAAUUUGAAAACGUUGUCUGAGGCACUCACCGACAAAACACAAAAUUAUACAAAAAUGGCCUCUAAAAGGCAAAAGUGGAAGGGUUCAGCAGAGAAGGCGGGGAGAAUGUCAAGAGAAUCACUCACAGACUCGCGUAAGAGCAGCGUAUUGGGAGAGGAAACUUCUGCUAACGAACUUGCAGAAUACCUUGAAACGCUGAAGAAAAAGUCUGGCAUCAAAUCUCUAUGGAAAGGAGAGAGUUUUGAUAGGGUAGUCCGUGACGAGGAGGAUAAAACUCCAGAUAUUUCAAUUUCUAGCAUGGAUGACGAAAUAGGUGAGCCUUCAUGAUGUUUUUCCUCGACGUCCACCCCAAGCUAAAUCUAGCAUACUGUGGGUAAAAAAAAUAUAUGAGCUUAAAGGAGAAGUUCAUUCCAAAAUGACAGUUUUUUCUUUUCGCCGACAAAAAGAUUAUACAAGGGUAUGCGCCUCAUCGAAAUUUCAGCUUCCAAAUAUCUUUCCAACCCAAUGAAAUUCUCGUCUAAAAUUCUUGGCUUGCAACCACGUGACAAGGCGGCCAUGUUGGUGGUGUGUUGAUGGUCAAUACAGUAGAAAUUUUUCUCGAAGAAUUUACUUGAAAAUGGAGUUUAAUUCCCAGAGGAGAGAAAUGUUUUUUUUCUUGACCACCAACAUGGCUGCCGUAACGUCACGUGCAAACAAGCAACAGCCCAAAAUUCGAGAUCCAGCAGACGUGAUCUUGGAGAACCACUAGCUGCCUGGUGACGAGUACAUGACGUCAAUGCUCUCAACCUGAGUUUGAUAGAAAGAUUAAAUCACUCAACACUUCUUUUUUCUUCAUUUCAGAUUGUGUUUUUUGUGGUCAUGACUUCUUAUGUAGCUCUGAAAAGAGGAAACAAGAAGUUGAGAGUGAUUUAACAAACUUAGGUUGAGCACAUUGACGUCACACACUCGUCACCAGUCUGCUAAGAGCCUGGGAAUGGUCGAUUUAAGCUUAAGUUUAAAGAUUAUGAAUAUGGAUCAUCACUGACAGGACUUGAAAUAGUUUCCGGAGAGUCUCUGGACAUGAUGACCAGCCAAAUUCAUUUUAGCUCGGUCACAUAUUGUUUCAAGCGAGACAAAUUAAUAAGGUAUAUAACUCUUAAAGCAGGGGCCUAUGAAGUAAAACUGGUGUUAUAUACUUCCAAAAAAGUCAUUGCUUAGAGCUUAUAGCACUUUAAAGCACUCAUUGUCAACAAUGAAAAUAAAUUACAGUGGUGAAAUGAAAAUAAGCUUAUGUGUAAUAAAGAGGCUGUGUCACCGCGGCUCCCCAUUGACUGAGCUGUCAGAUUUCCACCAAUCAACAUGAAGCAGAUAUGAACACGAAUGUAAACAAACAUUGAAAAACACGUGCCAAAGGUAAUGACAUCAUUACUAAUGUCAUAGCUGCCAAUCAGCCUUUCGCAUCGACUUUUUCAAUGCAGAUAGUCAAAUUCCAGAGACGUAGUUCCAAGCUCGUCUUCCUUUUCCCACCCCGGAGAGCUUGCUCACUGGCUAAAAGCAGGUUCUCAGAAUAGAUGGCACAGACACGUGGUUAUUGAUACAAGCAACAGAUCAUGCAAUUUAGGUAACAACAAAAGAAGUAACGUUCAUAUAAAGUAAUUUAAUACAAGCACAGUACAACCACCAUUUUUGAUUUUUCUUUAAUUAUGGGUGUUAUACCAUUGUGAUUGCAAAGCUGCUAAUUAUUCACUUUAUUUUACACAACUCUACAGAUGAAAAGCUUCAUUCAGAAAAGUUGGAAGACGUUGACGAUGUCGAUGAUUUUAAGGUGAACGUUCAAAUGUUUUCUCGAUCACCAACACCAACAAACGACAACUCAUCUGACAGCUCAAUCAACCCCAUGAAAGGAUUGCAAAUGGCUGAGUUUGCCUUUAGUGAUGAUGACCAACCAGAUGAUGUGUUAGCUAAUAACAGACUAGAAGAUAAACUAAAGAGCUUAACUGUCUCCGGUAAAGAUGUUAGAUCAGUUGUCAAUGAUUUGUCAGAAGCAGCUGAAGUGUUGACUGAGGAUGAGGUUGAGGAAGAGAUCGAGGAAGAUGUUAUUGAAGAUGAAACUGCUGAAAACACUAAAAACAGAAAUAGAUCAAGCAGCAGAAAUAAGGACAUUUCAGAAAGAAAUCAUUUAUCUUCCCCAAGAAGUGUAAGUGAUGCUGAAAUUAGGACUGCGAGUAAGCAAGAAAAAAAUCGCACAAGGUCACAGCAAUCGUACACAGCUGACUUCUCCUCUGAAAGUGAAGUUAGGACACAAAAUAGCCCUUCACAUUCUUAUACAGGUAGUGAACAGAACACUUCAAGAUCAUCAGGAACUUCUAAGUCAUCUAGAAGUUCCAGGUCUUCUAGAGAUUCCAGGUCAUCAAGGAGGUCUAGGUCAUCUCGUACUUCAAGGUCAUCUAGAAGUUCAAGGUCACAUGAAAGGUCAAGGUCAAAAGAGACCUCAACAGAUUAUAGCAAAAGCAAGGUACCUUUACUUUUUAUGCAUCAGGAUUCUAUUAGGGGUGGCUUUGAUCAUGCUUUUGAGCACUUCCCUUAAUUUACGAGCUUCUGUUUUACACGUCAUUUCAAAAUAAUUAUUGUCCAUGCAAACCAUGAGAAUUUUCAUGGCAAUUUGUCACUAUUAAAUAAGUUGUUGAAAAUCUCACACAAUAGUUGAACCUGUAUCCAGGCCUUUAGGCUGUGACUGAGUGGUAAAACAUGAUCUCAUUUACAUUUCUGGAAUUUGUAUCUUUGAUUACUUAAGAAAUUGUUGUGCACAAACCUUUGAUACAAGCCUUAACAAAUCAUCUGCCAAGUAGAAUUUGAAAACUAACUAUCCUCCCUCAUUGUUUUAAGUCUCCAGUUUUGGAGUGAAGCAAUUGUUUAAUACUUGAGAUUGUUGACUGACUUUGAAAGGUUGAUUUAAUUAAUUAAUUGUUUUUUGCUCAUCAUACAAUGUACAAGAUCAAGAAUUAACCUUGACUAUGACUCUAAAUAAUGAAUUUACCUAGCUCCAUAUUAUUGUUGUUGUUGUUAUUAUUAUUAUUAUUAUUAUUAUUAUUAUCUUUAUAUUUAGUUAUUUUUAAUGUAUUAUCAUUUUCAUUUCAGAAUAAAGAUAGAGGAAACAAGUACAAGUGUGAUGUUGGAGUCCAAACAGCACCUGCAGUGGACCAGUUUACAAUACCUCCAGGUACCUGUUCAUGACUGUACAUGCAGUGAUUUUGUUGCAAAUAGUUACACUGUAUGGUGAGUCCCGUUUUCAGACUGACCUCUACAAUCUAUACCCAUUUUCAGACCUGGCCCUUAGGCAGAAAUUAUAUUAUCAUUACUUAGAUUAGAGUGCAAACAAAACAAUAAUUUCUUCAAAUCCAUUUCGAAUUCGCAUAUUUCUCUUUCUUUCUUACUCAUUUGGAACUGAAACAAUAAAUACAUUCAUACACUCCUGUAGUUCUCUCGAAAACCAUACCUGAUUCCAGACCAAAAUGGGCAAACUGUAUACCCAUUUUCAGACCAAAGGGCGCAAAAACCCGACCUGGUGGGGUGGCACAUACCUAUAUAGCUUAUAUAAGGGAGUACCCCACCCCCACCCCUCCAGGGACAGGUUGCAAAAAGCUUGAACCAAUCAACUGAUGAAACGACCCGUAGAUAUGACUACAAGUAUUGCAUUAAGUAUAAAAAUAAAUUAUUAAAUGUGCGAAUUCUGAACGGAAAUGCGUGAAGCCCGCUGAGUGAAAUUUAAUGAAUGGACCAAUACAUGAAUUUGUAACUGACAGGCCGACUAAAUUCCUAGUCUCCUAUAAUACUCACUGUUUAAUGUGUUCUUUCCAUUUCUUCCAUGAUCAGGUCUUGGUGUUGGCAUGGCAACAAGCGGCCCACGGUUCGGCAUGCAGUAUGUGGAUCCUUCCCCAAUUGCAACACAUACUGUUUCACCGGAAGCCAUGGAGGGUAAGGAGAAUUUGGUUUCAGUAUUUUGUUUCUCUGUAAGAUCUUAGGAUGAAGGAAUAAUACAAUAUAACUCUUUUCCUAGACUGCUUGCAGUCUGCCUUUUCUCUUAAAACCCGUCUAGUUCUUAUCUCAGCCAGCGCGAUUGCAAACCACGACCGUUCGCGUGUUAGGGUUUCUCGUACAGAAACUUUGCAAAGAAAAAUAAGAGACUGCUCGCAGUCUACUCUUUUCCAUUCUUAAUUAAGGGGCUGGUCAUUUAUUUACCUGUGAGGAGGGGGGACGGCCAUUUUGAGAAAGCUUAGAAGAUUUCCAAACCGACCCACCAAUUCAUCCUAGGUUUUUAGAAAUGAUCCCCCAUAAAUUUUACUGAUUGUGAAAGUGGCCCCCCACCCAAUUGCUGUAGAAACUACAAACAUUCUUAUUUUUAGCUACAAAUCGUGCCGAAGUGCACCCACUUACUAACUUUACUUACUGUAGUGUUUAUGGGAUAAAUGUUUACAGUUUUUGGCUGUUACAUUGAAAAUGAACCCCAAAACCAAUCAGGAUUUUGUAAAUGACCCUCCAGCAAAAUGGCCGCUGCCCCCACCCACACAAACACACCCACCCCUCACAGAUGAUAAACGACCAGCCCCCUAAAAUGAUAUUUAUUUUUCUGUAUCUCUUGGUUUUUAGCUAUUACUGCAUAUAAUCCAGCUAUUGUGGUAUUAAAUAACAUGCUGCGGGAACAGAUCCGAUUGGUGGAGCAGUUUGUGGAGAUCAAUCAAAGAAUGUACGAGUCUUAUUCAAGCGGCCUCAAUAAUAACUACCGAUACACUACUCUUGAGGACACACAACAGGUAUACUGUUUAACAAUUAUUCCUCGAGCCCGAAUGGGCUCUGAGCCACUAGCCCAUGAGGCCGAAGGCCGAAUGGGCUACUGACUGGGAGGCCAUGAAGGGCGAGAGGAAUAAUCGUUUUAGUAAAAUCCAACUAGUUGGUCAAAAAUAUCGAGACAAAACAACUAUAGCUAGUUAAAGCUAGACUAUAAUCCUUUUUUGUCGCCAAAAAGCAGGUGCUUUUCGCUACUAGUGGGCUAUAACAUAUAGCCUAGUAGUAGCUCAACCAAUCAGAACGCAGCAUUGAUAAUAGACCACUAGUUGACAUUUUGCGACGCCACCAGGAACGAGCGCAGAAAUUCCAUACUGACGAGGUAUCACUACCCAGAUCUGGGUGACGGCACGUCAUCAGAAUGGAAUUUCUGCCCCCUUUUUUCAGACGUCAUUUCGCGGGGAAUCCAGUGGUGGCGUCCCGAAAUGUCGGCUGUUUUUUCAGGCUAAUGAACUAGUUAUUACCGUAAACAAAACGUGAGAAUAGAAAAACUGGUUAAGCCAACUUUUGAAAAUAUAUUCUAAUAUUGUAUUUACUGUACGCGGUUCCGUAGUAGCACGACUUGGUUUUUCAUACGUCAUGCUAAUGCCCUGCACAAGUUGAAGCUGAGUUCGUCACGGCAGCAACACGAAGUUUGAAACAUAGGCAACAUAACUUACCGCGGUCUCCACUUGUAUGAUCGUAGCAUAAAAGUCCUUUCCAACCGUGAGUAACUAUACAGAACUUGUUUCUCUUUUUUUAUUCUCUUUACAGUUCAUAAGGAAGAAUCGACCCAAACCUCUUUCAUAUGAAGAAGCCUUGGAACAAGUGAAACGGGAAGAAAGAUGACAAUACGAAAGAUUCUUUAGUUUUGUCACGUUAACAGAAGCUGUAGUACCCUGGAAACCGCAGCUACAAAGGUGUCAUCAACAUUACAAGACUUUAAAAUUGUUCUGAAUUUGUUCUACACUUUGGCAUGCACUUUGAAACUUAGAUUAAAAAACUCGUAUUCCCGCAAUCGGCUUUAAAAGUGAUCAACUAAAUUUUGCUCUCUUGUUCGAUAUCUCCUUCGCGGUGAAAUUCGAACGCGACUUUACCGCGGUGCAGCCGCGUUGCUUCCCGAGGAUUUAUAAACAGUUGCGUCGGAAUAGCUUCGGAACAGGUCGGACAAACGCCGCCCUGACAUGUAUUUGACCAG